This is a messenger RNA of Drosophila virilis, 585 nucleotides long. The record is from RefSeq and is a predicted model, not a curated record. Lineage: Eukaryota; Metazoa; Arthropoda; Insecta; Diptera; Drosophilidae.
UGACGAGUUGAAGAAAUGACGUCACAAUUUCACUUACGAAACCUCUUGUUAAAAAUACUGCACGUAGUUUACUCGCGACCGAAAGAUAACCUAAGUCUUGCAGGUGUAUGUUAUUUGUCAGAUCUCAAUAAUAUGGAUUCUAGCGAAGCUGCACGAAUAUACAUGCUAACGAAAAAUGUUAAUCACUUGCUGAAAGAUCAGCCAGCCAAAGAACAAAUACGGAAUUACACCAAGGAACGCGAAUUGGGCAAUAAUAGUCGUCUGUUAAACAGCAUGGACCUUCAUGAUAGAUGUGAAACGUUGCUGCAGGAGAAAGAAGUACGCCUAACGGAAGAUGAACUCGCAGACUUGUCCAUUAGGGGCAUUCCCAAUAAUAUAAGAAAAGAGCUUAAGGCAUCUCUUGGUGGCGAUCGAUCUAUCUCAAACAUAAUUAUUAAACAAAUUCAAGAGGACUGUGCCAACAAGAUCUCGCAAUUUCCACAGUUAAGAGAGUUUAGUGAACACGUUGCGAAGCAAAUUAAGCAUUAGUAUUAGGUAUAUCUUUUAAUCAAUAAUUUAAUCAAUCAGAUUUUCAAAAAUACAAAA